This is a messenger RNA of Hemiscyllium ocellatum (epaulette shark), 2119 nucleotides long. RefSeq names its product zinc finger protein 821-like. The record is from RefSeq and is a predicted model, not a curated record. NCBI's taxonomy places the organism in Eukaryota, Metazoa, Chordata, Chondrichthyes, Orectolobiformes, Hemiscylliidae. Bases 804 to 1808 code for a protein of 334 amino acids. The transcript has 7 exons.
UGCCAGCAGCAACAGUUCAUUCGUCGACACUGAGUGGAAUAAUUACUGAAAGCUAAAGCAUGAAAACAAAAUACAGUAGGCGCUGGGGUGUGUGCAAAAAUCAAAACGGGGUCCAGAAUCCAUGGAAUGAAGUUGUUGAACUAGAUGUUUACUCGAUGAUUGUCUACUUGGAAAAUAAGGUGUGAUUCCUGCAAUUAGAUUAAGUUUCUGCCCCAGGCCUAGGACGGAAAUAUGAGUUUGGGAGUAAAAUAGGGUAUUGAAAUUUCCAGAAACUGGAAGGCUGGAGUCAUGUUUGUGGACUGAGUGGAGACAUUCUACAAAACAGUCACCCAAUUUGCAUUUGGCUGCUAAUUCUCGCUGCAUGGAUAACGUUAUUCUGGCAGUGACUUUUUAUUAAAACGAGCAUCAUUGUGCAUAAGCUGUGAACAACCAAAAACGGAUAGUUAUUUGUGUCUUUCUAUGUGAAGACUGAACAAGCAGAGAUGUUUGAAAAUAAAAAAAAAGUGCUGGAGAAACUCAUUGACAAGAAUGUGGACACAGACAGCCGGAGGUGCAGCCAAAUCGGGAGAAGGCAUGAUGUCGCAGGUCGAGGGGAGACGUGAUGCUGCAAAAAUGAAGAUACAAAGCAGCCAUUUUGUGAUCCUUUCAUUUGGAGUUUUGAACUCUUAUACUCAAGAUGAAUAUUGUUUAAUAAUUUAACACUGCUGUUUAGCAUACGCCAUCAAAAUGCAACAGUGGACAUUUUCAAUUUUUCAGAAGAUAUAAAUUGAGAAUUACUAUAUGUACAGCACAGCAUUCUAGGGAUGGAGGAGAGUGUGCACACAGAUAAAGCUGAAGGUGACAUGUCAGAGUCCAAUAGUAACCAUGGAAACCAACUGAAGAACUUGGUUAACAUAAGUGGUAAUUGUAGUAGAUCAACCCAAUAUUCAGAAGAUGAUUUGCUCUGCAAAGAAUCAGAAGUUCAUCUUUUACCCACUAGUAGGUUGGUGACAACCAAAAAUAAAAAUGAAACUGGAAAUAAAAUGAAGGAACAACAGAUGAGCAGCAAUUUUUCGCACACUGUAGACAUUCAGCACCGUGCAGACAUCAGAGAUACUAAAGGGCUCAUUUGCAGUACUUGUGGGAGUACAUUAAGCUGUAGAAGCUCUCUGGAUAAGCACAUGUUGAUCCAUUCCAGCAGAAAACCAUAUCAUUGUGCAGUGUGUGGGCAGUCACUUGCAGCAAAGGACCACUUGCAGAGUGUGAAGUUGCCAGCGGGACAAUCUGAUAUCAGUGAUAACACUGAGAAGACUUCUGUACCAGAAGAAGCAGGACCAUUCUGGAAUUCCAUGGUAGCUGUGGGGAUGCUGUUCGUCUGUGAAACAUGUGUUGCUUACAGAAAUCUCUUUGAGGCUCAAGAGACCUCCGUCCAUAAAUGGAUGGCCCGGAGGCAGAAUGAACCUCUGCAUGUUCGUGUGCAAAGACUAGAGCGUGAACGGACUGCAAAAAGACUUAAACGUGCUAAUGAAUCAGCAGAUGAAAGGGAGAUGAGGAGGCUGAGAGAUCGUGAGGCCAAACGUCUUCAGAGAAUGCAGGAGUCAGAAGACCAGAGGACAAGAAGGUUACAACGUGAAAGAGAAGCUAUGAGAUUGAAAAGGGCAAAUGAGACUCCAGAAAAACGGCAGGCAAGACUCCUAAGAGAGAGAGAAGCAAAAAGAAUAAAAAGACGUUUGCAGAAGUUAAAUCCUAGUCUAUCAGUUCAUAUUUCUCAGAAAUCAAUACCAGAAAUGAGCUCAUUCCAGCUUCAUGUUGCUUGCCCCAAUCUAUAAAAUUAAUAUAUAAAUGAGUAAAUUUGUCUUUAUUUUUGCUCUGAAACAAAAUCUAUCCCAGCAUUCCACCCAGUAUGAGAUAGAUUUGCAUUGGAAAUACAGUAAUGGUGCAGAAUAGAAGAUACAAAAUAAGCAAGUUCUUGUAGCUGUGUAGUCGUACAAUCUGCAGUAACUUGUAUAAAACUUACAAAGUCGCACUUUUUGAAGAACCAACGAUCUCAAUCUCCAGUGAAUCUCUGUUCUUUGUGUAUUUCUGUUGACUGGAAUUAUGUGGCUCAUUUUCUUAGCUGUUACAUUAAAUUAUUUUACUG